GGGAAUCUAACAGAAGCUUGAAAGUGGAUUCACGCUGUAUCCGUUGCCAGCAAAUGCCUAACGAGUGUUCGCGGGUGAAGAAUCUAGCCGCAAAACGUGUUACCGUACGGUGCUACUGGGUUGUGGUGCUUGACAAAGGGUAAGAUGGCCCCGAACCUGCACGAGGUGGAGUCCGCUCCGCUGCUGCUGGAUGAGAAUAACAACCGUAAUGAUCAGAGAGUGAAGCCGACCUCGCCGUUGGACGCAGCUCUGAAUGGUAGCAGGAAGUUUUACGGAUCAACCAACGGAAAUUCGUGGCAGAAGAUCGAACGGUACGAUCCGCUCCAGCAUCGCAAGCUGGAGAAUCCGACCACCAAUCUGGACACGUUGAUGCACAUUUUGAACGGAAAUCUGGGCACCGGAAUACUCGCGAUGCCAGAUGCCUUCAAGAACUCCGGCCUGUACUUGGGACUGUUCGGAACGAUGAUCAUGGGUAGUAUCUGUACCCACUGUAUGCACAUCCUGGUUCGAUGCGCUCGGGAGCUCUGCAGCCGCUACCAGGUUCCGUCGAUGUCGUUUGCCGAGGUUGGUCAAAACUGUCUCGAAUGCAGCGGGCUACCUCGGCUGGGACGCCUGAUCGGAUUCAUGAUCAACAGCUUUCUGGUCCUGAUGCAGAUCGGGUUCUGCUCCGUGUACUUCCUCUUCGUGGCCGUCAACAUCCGGGACUUUCUGGAGUACGCCUCGAUCCAAACGGACGUCUUCACCGUCCUAGCCGGGAUCCUCAUCCCGAUGAUCGCCCUCAACAUGAUCCGCAGCCUCAAACUGCUCGCCCCGACCUCCAUGGUCGCAUCCGUCCUCGCCAUCUCCGGCAUCACCAUCUCGUUCGUCUUCCUGCUGCAAGACCUUCCCCGGACCACAACCGUCAGCGCGGUCCAAAGCUGGAACACGCUCCCGCUCUACUUCGGCACGGCCAUGUACGCGAUCGAGGGAAUCGGCGUGCUGCUUCCGCUGGAGAGCAACAUGAAGACCCCGCGGGACUUUUGCCGCUGGAACGGUGUGCUCAACACCGGAAUGGCCAUCGUCGUGACGCUGUACACCGCGAUCGGAUUCUACGGCUACCUGAAGUACGGUGACGCUGCCCAAGGCAGCAUCACGCUGAACUUGCCCAGCGAAGUGUUCUUGGGUCAACUGGUCCGUCUGCUGAUGGCCGUCGCCGUGUUCGCGUCGUACGCGCUCCAGUUCUACGUCCCAAUGUCCAUUCUCAGUCCCGUAGUCCGGCGCCAGUUCGGAUCCCGGGACGCCCAGGACUGCGUCGAGUACACCGUCCGGAUCGCGCUCGUUCUGGUGACCUUCACCCUGGCCGCGAUCAUCCCAAAUUUGGGGGCUUUCAUCUCGCUGGUCGGCGCCGUCAGCACGUCCACGCUGGCACUGGUCUUCCCACCGUUGAUCGAGAUCGUUACGUUCUGGCCGGGCCGACAGUACGGCCGCUGGAACUGGAUCUUCUGGAAGGACGUCGCGAUCGCGUGCUUCGGGAUGAGCGGAUUUUUGAUCGGGACGAGCACCAGCGUGACGCAGAUCGUCACCAAUUGGGAGUAGUGUUUGUAUUAGGUUGUGAUUUGAAACGUUAUUUAUCAAAGUAUUAGGAGUUUCACUAAUAGUUGAUAAGCUGUUAUUUUAUUUA
This is a messenger RNA of Culex quinquefasciatus (southern house mosquito), 1660 nucleotides long. RefSeq names its product proton-coupled amino acid transporter-like protein CG1139. Gene Ontology annotation, cellular component: vacuolar membrane. The record is from RefSeq and is a predicted model, not a curated record. Lineage: Eukaryota; Metazoa; Arthropoda; Insecta; Diptera; Culicidae. Gene Ontology annotation, molecular function: amino acid transmembrane transporter activity. Bases 145 to 1575 code for a protein of 476 amino acids. The transcript has 2 exons. Gene Ontology annotation, biological process: amino acid transmembrane transport.